Messenger RNA from Maudiozyma saulgeensis, 207 nucleotides. NCBI's taxonomy places the organism in Eukaryota, Fungi, Ascomycota, Saccharomycetes, Saccharomycetales, Saccharomycetaceae. The record is from the annotation of a GenBank genome assembly.
AUGUCAUUUGCUUCUAUCUAUAAAGUAUUGUUUAAGAGAAAUUCCAUUUUUGUAGGAACUGUAUUUGUUGGUGCUUUCCUUUUCCAAACUGAAUUUGAUUCUGCUAUUACUAAAUGGUACGAAAAUCGUAACAAAGGUAAAUUAUGGAAGGACGUAAAAGCCACUAUUGGUUCUGCUAACAAUGGCGCUGAAGAUGACGACGAAUAA